Messenger RNA from Quercus lobata, 633 nucleotides. RefSeq lists its product as uncharacterized. Lineage: Eukaryota; Viridiplantae; Streptophyta; Magnoliopsida; Fagales; Fagaceae. The coding region runs from base 1 to 633 and encodes 210 amino acids. The record is from RefSeq and is a predicted model, not a curated record. The transcript has 2 exons.
AUGUACCCUCACUUGUACAAGGGGCUGAAACUGAGACCAGAAGACCUGACAGCAUACGACUCCCCUUUGGUGAGUUUCGUAGGGAAAACUGUCACUCCAAAAAGCCUGAUUAGGCUGCCUAUACAGACAGGCUCGGACAUAGUGGAGGUGGACUUUAUAGUGGUAGACGCAUACUCACCCUACACUGCCAUUGUAGCCAGAUCGUGGCUCCACGCCCUAGGAGCCAUAUCAUCAACCUUACAUCAAAAGGUGAAGUACCCAUCAGAGGCUCGAGUCAAAGAAGUGAUAGGGGACCAAAUCGUCGGCUCAAAACUGCCGCCCCAAGAGAAGGAAAAGCUGAUUGACUUUCUUAGAAAGAACGUGGACGUGUUCGCAUGGGACACCUACAAGGCUCCGGGAGUCGAUCCGAAUUUCAUUUACCACCACCUUAAUGUUAGCUCGGCCGUGACACUUAAGAAACAACCUCCUUGGCAACCGUCGAAAGAGCAUGCUGAUGCAGUGAAAGAGGAGGUGAUGAAAUUAAAGAAAGUAUGGGCUAUCAAAGAAGUUUUUUACCCCGAGUGGCUGGCCAACACAGUUGUGGUAAAGAAGAAGAGUGGGAAAUGGCGAGUCUGCAUGGACUUCACAACUUGA